AUGUCUAAAUCAGAAGAACAUAACGAAACGGCAAUAACUCCUGAAUUUUCGCCUGAGUUAUCCCCAACUGAAUCUCCAUCUCCAUCAGGUGGUCUUCCAGCCAAGUUAGAAGAUGAAGCAUUGAAAGACUAUGUUCUCCACCCCGAGGAUGAAGAACCUAUUAUCGACCUCCCCAAGAAGCCAGCUUCUGCCUACAUUUCAGUGGCGAUCAUGUGUGUUAUGAUUGCAUUUGGUGGGUUUGUUUUUGGCUGGGAUACCGGUACGAUUUCCGGCUUUGUUAACCAAAGCGAUUGGAUUAGAAGGUUCGGUACACAGAGAAGUGAUGGUACUUAUUAUUUGUCCAAAGUUCGUAUGGGUCUAGUGGUCUCAAUCUUUAACGUUGGUUGUGCCAUUGGUGGUUUGACUCUUUCAAAGAUCGGUGACAUUUACGGUAGAAAAAUUGGCCUUAUUUCCGUGGUCGUGGUUUAUGUGGUCGGAAUUGUUAUCCAAAUUGCUUCUGUCGACAAAUGGUAUCAAUAUUUCAUUGGUAGAAUCAUUUCAGGUCUUGGUGUUGGUGGUACCGCUGUGCUUUCACCUAUGUUAAUCUCUGAAGUUUCUCCAAAACACAUUAGAGGUUCAUUGGUUUCUUGUUACCAAUUGAUGAUUACAGCUGUUAUCUUUUUAGGCUACUGUACUAAUUACGGUACCAAGAACUACACUAAUUCUGUCCAAUGGCGUGUACCUUUAGGUCUUUGCUUUGCCUGGGCGCUUUUCAUGAUCGGCGGUAUGACCUUUGUUCCUGAAUCCCCACGUUUUUUGAUUUCAGUUGGUAAAAUCGAAGAAGCCAAGAGAUCAUUAUCCAAGUCAAAUAAAAUUUCCACUGAAGAUCCAGGUCUUUUGGCAGAAUUGGAAAACAUCCAAGCAAGUGUCGAAGAAGAAAAACUUGCAGGUUCUGCAUCAUGGAGUGAAAUGUUUUCUCCAAAGACCAAAGUUUUACAAAGAAUGAUUAUGGGUAUCGCAUUACAAUCCUUACAACAAUUAACUGGUGACAACUACUUUUUCUACUACGGUACUACGAUUUUCAAGUCUGUUGGAUUAGAGGAUUCAUUCCAAACUUCGAUCAUUAUUGGUGUGGUUAACUUUUUCUGCACAUUCCUUUCUCUUUUCACAGUUGACAGAUUUGGUCGUCGUAAGUGUUUAUUGUGGGGUGCCAUUGGUAUGGUUUGCUGCUUUGCAGUCUUCGCUUCCGUUGGUGUCACUAGAUUAUGGCCAAAUGGUCAAGGUAAUGGUUCUUCCAAGGGUGCCGGUAACUGUAUGAUUUGCUUCACAAUGUUUUACAUCUUCUGCUUUGCAACUACUUGGGCCCCACUAUGUUACGUCAUCGUUUCUGAAAGUUACCCAUUGAGAGUUAAAUCCAAAGGUAUGGCUUUGGCUACAGCGGCAAAUUGGCUAUGGGGGUUCCUUAUCAGUUUCUUCACACCUUUCAUCACGGAUGCUAUUAAUUUCUACUACGGUUACGUUUUCAUGGGAUGUUUGGUAUUUGCCUACUUCUACGUCUUCUUCUUUGUUCCUGAGACUAAAGGUUUAACCUUAGAAGAAGUCAAUGAAAUGUGGAUGGAUAACGUUUUGCCAUGGAAAUCUCCUGAUUGGGUUCCAUCAUCUAGGAGAAAUGUAGACUACGAUGCAAACGCAAUGUCUCACGAUGACAAACCAUUCUACAAGAAACUAUUGGGAUAA
Messenger RNA from Zygosaccharomyces rouxii, 1716 nucleotides. Its product is annotated as sugar porter family MFS transporter. Gene Ontology annotation, biological process: transmembrane transport; carbohydrate transport. Gene Ontology annotation, molecular function: carbohydrate:proton symporter activity. Lineage: Eukaryota; Fungi; Ascomycota; Saccharomycetes; Saccharomycetales; Saccharomycetaceae. The coding region runs from base 1 to 1716 and encodes 571 amino acids. Gene Ontology annotation, cellular component: plasma membrane. The record is from RefSeq and is a predicted model, not a curated record. The transcript has a single exon.